Anguilla anguilla (European eel) is the source of this 1363-nucleotide messenger RNA. Its product is annotated as taste receptor type 1 member 1-like. The record is from RefSeq and is a predicted model, not a curated record. The transcript has 4 exons. NCBI's taxonomy places the organism in Eukaryota, Metazoa, Chordata, Actinopteri, Anguilliformes, Anguillidae. Gene Ontology annotation, molecular function: G protein-coupled receptor activity. Gene Ontology annotation, biological process: G protein-coupled receptor signaling pathway. The coding region runs from base 45 to 1322 and encodes 425 amino acids. Gene Ontology annotation, cellular component: membrane.
CCCUGCAGUGUGACAAAUUGCCAUUCUCAGCACUGGGUUAUCAGAUGUUGCAAGUGAUGAGGUUUGCUGUAGAGGAAAUUAACAACUCAACCUCCAUCUUGCCUGAUGUGACCCUUGGCUAUGAGAUCUUUGACCAUUGCUCAGACACACAGAAUUUUCCAUCAGUCUUUGAAUUCCUUUUCAAAAAUAGUUCUGUUGAUAUUCUUCGUUACUUUAAGGAGGACAGCCAUAAAAUUGUCUCUGUGCUUGGCCCCAUUGGAAGCAGUCAAACUAGCACCAUUGCACCAUUUUUCAUGAUGGACCUUAUUCCAAUGGUAAAUUACGCAUCAUCAAGCACAAGUUUAAGUGAUAAAGAGGCAUUUCCAUCCUUCCUACGAACAGUGCCCAACAACAAAGGUCAAGUACAGCUGAUCAUUCGCAUUUUAGAGAAGUUUGAAUGGAACUGGAUUGCCUUCAUAGGAGGCAACACUGACUACGGUGAAGAUGCCCUUCAGCUCUUCAGUGAUGGCAUAAGAAACACCAGCAUCUGCUUGGCCUACCAGGAGGAACUCACAAGAAACUCAAACUACAGUGUCACAUUUAAGAAUAUCAACAUGCUUCGUAUAAACGUCAUCAUAGUUUAUACUGUGAGGUUGUAUGCAACUGAGUUAAUUGCAUCAGCCAUAAUGAACAAUAUACAGAACAAGGUGUGGAUUGCAUCUGAUACCUGGUCUUUGAGUAAAGAACUUAGCACUCGCAAAGGACUCAGCACCAUUGGUACUAUUAUUGGAAUAUCAGAGAGGGUUAUGAGCUUACCUGGGUUUCCAGAAUUUGUCCAGAAAUCUCGGGGUGACAGUAAACAUCCUCAAUGCAAAAACGAAAAACUCCAGGAAUUUGGGGCGACCUGUAAUCAAGCUUGCUAUAACUGCUCUUACAUCGACCCAAACAAAAUAAUUACUGAAGAUCCAUCUUAUAACUUUGCCAUUUACUCUGCAGUUUAUGUAGUGGCAAAAGCCUUACACAACAUAUUACAUUGUGGUACAAAAGGGUGCAACAAGACUGAAAGAGUCUUUCCCUAUAAGCUUCUCAAAGAAAUAAAGAGGUCAGACUUCGAGCUACUGAACCUCCGUAUAAAGUUUGAUGAAAAUGGAGAUUCUCCUUCAAGAUACAACAUAGUGUCCUGGAACUUGGACUAUUCUGAUCCGUUUCAGUACAUUGGAUCAUAUGACGCAGAACCGGCUGAGAGUAUCAGUAUUAAUGAAACUCUUAUUCACUGGUACACCAAUGGAACAGUAAGUAUUCUACUGCUUUAUAUACAUGUUAACCCAGCAAUCAUGAUCUGAAUCAUAUCAGUAAAGGUUAUGCGAGUUAUGUUAACAGUUUC